UUGUGUAAAAAAUUAUAAAAAAAAAUUAAUUUAAAAAAUUUGUAUUAUUAUUAAAACUUCACCUCGAGCGUAAUUAAUUUUUGCUUAAUUACUAGCAAGCAAUUUAUUCACAGUAAAGUUAAGACAAAUUAAAUAUAAAAUAAUCCUUGAAAAAUACUGACAAGGUCGAGGGUUGCAAAAUCAUGCGUGCGUGUCGAUCCUUACCGUGUGCAUCCGCACAAUGUAAAGCGUACCCAUUUAUUAUCUUUAAAAUAUUUAUAUUUUUAAAAUAUCCUUAUCACCAAUCUCAUUAAUUAACAGUCGGUAUUAAAUCGAAUUAUUUUUAUUGCCGCUAAAAUAAUAAUUCUGUAAAAAUUAACUUCAUCUCUCAGCUCAGCGAGUAUUUUAAAAUAAAAAAAGGCGGUAAAAAAAUCUAGGUCGUAGAAAAAAAAAAGCUAUUGGAUGAUGGUAAAAAAAAGUCACUGAAUUUUUCAUCCUCUAUUGUCCGAGGAUGUCCAUAAAAUCUAUCGGCUGUUGUACACGUGUGUCUGGGCACAUAUGUGCUGAGAAAACCUUACUAUAUACAUAUAUAAUACCAACAACUAGUAUACUAUAUAUAUAUAUAUAUAUAUAUAUAUAUACAUAAUAAUAAUGAUCAGUGUGUAUGCAGAUAGAACAGUGUUGAGUCUUCACUUUGCUGGCAUAUAAGUCUGCUUGGAACUCGGGAUAGGACAUGUAGGAAUGGUGAAGACACCCCACUGUCACACUGUUGUACACUGGACUUAAAACAGAUUUGCAGUAAGUAGAUCCCAAUCCGGAGAAUAUACAUAAUCUAGUGGACUACCUACUGCUGUACCCACUACCUACUGGUGUUAGGUUUAUAUAUAUAUAUAGACAUAUAUAUUAACCAAGUGUUGAGAGGAAUUCUACUCUGAAUCUCUCAUGGAACUUUUAUUCACACUGGCAAUAUUUCCAGGGUUGUUUUUCUGCCAUGCCUAGUUCCAGGAAUUAAUUUAUACGGGAUCUAAUUUAAUUAUAUCGUUCCACACGCUUCGAAUACUUGUUCGAAAUUAGUUAAAUAAAUUAAAAUUUGAAAAAACAAACUUAAUAAAUUACCGGCAGUUAAUUUUAUUAUUAAUUUUGACAGACACGCCCACUGAGAGACCAAUUCAAAUUUUUUUGUAAAAAAUUUCUUGGUUUUUUUUUUUACAAGGGAAUAUUUUAUUUUAUCAGGGAAUACUUUUAAAUUGCUGUGGUUUUAAAAAAAUAAUUUACAGAAAUGGAGGUCGCGACCCGCGAGAUUUGAUUUAAAAUAAAAUCUCAUCUUUUAUCUAAAUUAAAUAAAAAAAACAUCUUUGCUGUUAUCUCGGGUUGCGGAACUCAGUGGAGCGGGAAAAUUGGAAAUAAAUUAUAUUAUUAUUGACCGUCAUAAUUAACAUUUGAUUGGACGGAUAAUUUAUUAAAUCAAUCCUUGUUAAAUAAAAGGAUUGGAAAAAUGAAAGAGUAAAUAUUUAAUAAAAUAUAAUUUAUAUAAAUUGAUAUAUUACUUAUAUUAUUGCAUAUCAAUUCCCUCUAAUUUGUUGUAUUAAUUCAGUCAUUAAAUCCGAAUGGAAUAUGAGUAUAUAUCAGGGAGAUAACAAACCGCCGAGAGUGAGAACGCUCUCAAGGUCUUUAUUCCCAAUGAACGUAACUAAAGUGAAAGUCACGUGGCGGCUGACUCGACAAGAGUUUUUCAUAAAAUACAGAUCCAGUCGCAGCCAACAUCCAGUUGCUCUCAAAAAUAUUUUCCAUGACCAAGUGAUCAAAAGUACGCUGGAAUAUUUUCAUCAUAAUAUAUAUAACAGCCGCGAUUUUCAUUCAUCACGUAUCUUGAAUCUGAAACUAGUUUACCAAGUUGUCUUGUUGGUUGUCUUGAACUGAAUAUAUGUGUAUAUGUACAUAAAGUUGGCAAGUGACGACGAAUAGAAGUGAAAUAUAAAAUAGAAUAGAAUAGAAUAGCAUAAUACUGGAAUAAUACAAUAGAUACUGUGCGGAAUAUUAUUAUCAGAAGUAGAGGUUGAACUGCGCAGCUACAGGAUUUAACGACUUGUCAGAAGUGCGCUCGCGCAUCUUGGAUUUCCCGGGGAAUCGGGACUUUCCGGGCUACAAAACGGCUUUUUCAUCAUCAUUCGCCAUAACGCAACCUUCCUGUCUAGGUGCUAUACCACGUCACGGCAACAGGAAUUGACGUUAAGUAAACAAUAUGAGCGUCGAGGAUGCCAUCAACUACAAACGGAGCGCCGAUGAGGAUUUUUACGCCCUUCUAGGGUGUGACGAGUCCGCGACAGUCGAACAAAUAACGGCCGAGUAUAAGGUACUCGCUCUUCAGUAUCACCCAGAUAAGAACGAAGGUAACAAGGAAGCAGAGGAAAAGUUCCAACAACUCAAGAAUGCCAAGGAGAUACUUUGUGACCCAGAGAAAAGGAGCAACUACGAUAAAUGGCGGCACAGCGGAGUUCAGGUCAGCUAUAAGCAGUGGGUCGGAAUGAAAGAACAUGUUCAGCAGUCAAUGCACUGGAGUACACCAAAGACGAAAGAUAGAAUGUUGCCCGACGGAAGUGGCGCCGGCGGAUCACCAGGACACGUGAGAGGACAGCCAGCAAACGCACACAGACGUGCAUCAGAGGGCGGCGCCAACAUUCACUACGGGGCACGUCGUGAUCUCAACUGGGAUUCCCAGGCGACCAGUGAAGUUGUCAACAAAUUUCGUAAUUACGAGAUUUAAGGAGAGCCUGGACACCAUCAGCACCAACGCACCAGGGAGUAGACCGUGUUGAACAAGGCGAGCGAUUUAAUUGUUUCCCACGUCAGACCUAAACAUCGUGAUAAAUAUAUAUAUAUAUAUAUAUAUAUAUAUAUAUCUAUCUAUAUAUAUAAUAAUUGAUGACUAAAUAUUGAUGACAGUUCUUAUAUUACUUAAGAUGAUUGCCGUAAUUGUUUCAACAAUCAUUGACGAUGUUUCUGGACCAUCGCUUCCUAUUAAAAAAAUUAUUAAUAAUAAUAAUAACAAUUAUUAUUAUUAUCAAACAAAGUUACAAUGGACUAAUAGCUUAAAACAAAAAACAAAAACAACACAUCGGACACACAAUUAAAUAAAUUUAAAACAAUGUUAUAUAUAUAAAUAUAUUAAUACAUAAUAACAUAUAUACAUAUACAAAUAUAUAUAAAUAUUUUAAGGUACACUCGCGUCAAUUUUCGGUUAAAAAGUCGUCGCGUCCUUUGAUAAAUCCCUGGCGGAGGCAAUCGAAGGAGUGAAUUUUAUCAAGUUUGUUAGGACACGAUGUCUGUAUUAGCGAUAUAUUCUAUGAGAGUUUUAUCUGAGAGUUACAUAUAUGUUGAAAUAAAAAUAUUUAUAACAAUAACAGUAACAGUAUGUAAAUUUACGUAUUCAAAGCGCGGUAAUGAAAAGUCACGUUACGGAGCCCCGAUGGAUCGAGUCCUGUUACGCGAUACUUCAAAUUAUCGCGCAAUAAUAUCUGAGUUUGCCAAUUGUGUAACAAAAUCACGAUAUAUAAUGUUAUAUUAUUUGUUGUUUUUAAUAAUCUGUCUGUCUACCUUUCGUCCGUUUCGUCGUCGACUCGUCGAUUUAAUAAUUUUUUUUUGACCUCGUUGAGGUCGACGGAAUGGAUUUAUAAGAAAAUUUGCCUUCCGCUUAAUCUUGUCUACACUCAUUACUGCUCACUAGUUUUUUUUUUUAAUUUUAUUGUUAAUAGUCAUAUUUAUUUAUUUAAUAAGUUAUUUAAUUUAAAAGCAUAUUUUUUGAUAAAAAGUCUCCAAUAUUUAAAUUUUACCAAACUUUGAAUUUUUUUUUCAAAGUCUUUUACAUAGAUUUUGUGUCAUAUAUUUGUUCGAGUAUUGAAGAAAAUCCUUUUAUCAAAUUAAAAGAUUAUUUAUAUACACGUACAUAUAGAUAUAUAUUUACUUGAAGGUACACACCCACGUAAACUGUCUAUCUUCACAUACUUUAUUGUUUAGUUUACCGAUAAAAAAAGUAUCUGAGGUAUAUGGAACCAUAAAGACCUUAUAUUCAUGAAUUACUUACGGCUCGUCAUGUCUUUCACUCCAUUAUAUAAGAUCAAUAUUCCAUAUUCGUGAUUUAAUUAUUAUACAUUGUUCAGUGUAAAUCUAUAUGCAUAAUGUUAAGAAAAUAUUUCCAGUUAAUGGAAAUCGUGUAACGAUAUUUUAUAAAAUAAUAUCGGACUUUUGAACUGAUUUUUUUUGGUUUUUAUUAAAAAAACACCUCGCGGUCUGAGUUUUAAUAAGUUUUGAAUAAAGAGGAAAAUAAUCAUCAGUAGACAAUUAACAAUUUUCGGAUUUUUUCGACAAAAUCAAUUACAAAAAAAAAAA
Molecule: messenger RNA, 4365 nt
Organism: Microplitis demolitor
Lineage: Eukaryota; Metazoa; Arthropoda; Insecta; Hymenoptera; Braconidae
Gene: jdp
Product: J domain-containing protein
Exons: 5
Coding region: 2222-2743 (173 amino acids)
Cellular component (GO): cytoplasm
Source: RefSeq, a predicted model, not a curated record